Pelecanus crispus (Dalmatian pelican) is the source of this 1425-nucleotide messenger RNA. The record is from RefSeq and is a predicted model, not a curated record. Lineage: Eukaryota; Metazoa; Chordata; Aves; Pelecaniformes; Pelecanidae.
GAUGUUUCCCGCAAUGAGAGUGAAGAUCUCAGGUUUAGACCCACAUCAGCAGUAUUAUAUUGCUAUGGAUAUUGUGCCAGUGGAUAACAAAAGAUACAGGUACGUUUAUCAUAGCUCCAAGUGGAUGGUGGCUGGUAAUGCUGACUCCCCGGUACCACCCCGUGUUUAUAUUCACCCCGAUUCACCCGCCUCUGGGGAGACGUGGAUGAGACAAGUGAUCAGCUUUGACAAACUGAAGCUUACCAAUAACGAGCUGGACGAUCAAGGGCAUAUUAUCCUUCACUCCAUGCAUAAAUAUCAGCCUCGUGUCCACGUCAUCCGAAAAGACUGUGGAGAUGAUCUGUCCCCCAUCAAGCCUAUCCCUUCAGGAGAAGGGGUGAAAGCCUUCUCCUUUCCAGAGACAGUUUUCACUACUGUCACAGCAUACCAAAAUCAACAGAUAACUCGUCUGAAGAUUGAUCGGAAUCCAUUUGCCAAAGGGUUUAGGGAUUCGGGACGUAACAGAAUGGGACUGGAAGCUCUGGUAGAGUCUUAUGCCUUCUGGAGACCGUCACUGAGGACACUUACAUUUGAAGAUAUACCUGGGAUACCCAAACAAGGAAAUGCAGGUUCCUCUACUUUACUCCAGGGAUCUGGCAGUGGAGUGCCAUCUACCCACCCUCACCUUUUACCGGGUUCCCCUUGCUCAUCUCCAGCCUUCCACCUCAGUCCCAACACUAGCCAGCUCUGUAGCCUUGCUCCAGCUGACUACACAGCUUGUGCGCGCUCAGGCUUGACCCUGAACAGAUACAGCACUUCCUUGGCUGAAACCUACAACAGGCUCACAAACCAAACCAGUGAGACGUUUGCACCCCCGAGGACUCCCUCCUAUGUCGGUGUGUCGAGUAGCACAACUGUGAAUAUGUCUAUGAGUGGCAAUGAUGGGGAUGCGUUCAGCUGCCCACAGACUGGCCUAUCUAUGCAAAUUUCAGGGAUGUCUCCACAGCUCCAGUACAUCAUGCCAUCCCCAUCCAGCAAUGCCUUUACCACUAAUCAAACCCACCAAGGCUCCUACAACACGUUUAGACUGCACAGUCCCUGUGCGCUCUAUGGAUAUAACUUUUCCACAUCCCCUAAACUGGCUGCCAGUCCUGAGAAAAUCGUUUCUUCCCAAGGAAGUUUCUUGGGGUCCUCGCCAAGUGGAACCAUGACGGAUCGGCAGAUGUUGCCCCCUGUGGAAGGAGUGCACUUACUUAGCAGUGGGGGGCAGCAGAAUUUCUUUGACUCUAGGACCCUAGGAAGCUUAACACUCUCGUCUUCUCAAGUGUCUGCACAUAUGGUUUGAUGAAGCCUUUAAGUAAAAGUACAGUAUGUUUGGUGUCUACAAUGUAUUUCUUUUGGAAUAUGCAAGGACACUCGAUGUAGCUUGUAAAGUGUGUGUAUAUA